AUGGAUCAAGAUAACAAGUUUGAAGAUGAAAAGGAUAUGAUCCAUGAAGUGGUGAUAAUUGGAGCAGGGAUUGCAGGACUUGCAGCUGCCUUAGCACUAAAGAGAGUGGGAAUCAAGAGCCUAGUUUUAGAGAGAUCCAGUGAACUUAGAGCUUUUGGCACUGCCCUUCAUAUCUUUCAAAAUGGAUGGAGAGCACUUGAAGUUCUUGGAGUUGCUGAUAAGCUUGACAAAACCUACAAUGAUUUCUUAACAAAUAUGGCAAGUGUUUCAAAUACAGAGACUGGGAGUAGACAGUAUGUUUCUUCUUCUGGUGCAGGAGCAGAUAGUUCGGUGACGUUGAGGAUAAGACCUAUACAUAGGAAGUUAUUGUUGGAGACUCUUGCUGAAGAAUUGCCACCAGAAAGCAUUAAAUUUCUUUGCAAGCUCUUGAAGAUAAGAUCUGAAGUUUUGGAAGACUCUUCCACUAUUUAUGUUCUUUAUUUAGAGGAUGGUUCUGUUAUUAAAGCGAAGGUAGUGAUUGGUUGUGAAGGUGUGAAUUCAGUGGUGGCACAGUGGUUGGGACUCAAACCACCAAUUAGUUCAGGGAGGUCAGCUGUCCGUGGAGUAGGCCUAUAUCCACAAGGACAUGACUUUAAGAAGGAACACCAGCAAUUUGUUGGAAAUGGAAUGAAGGCUGGCUUUAUUCCUAUUAGCAACACUGAAAUCUAUUGGUAUCUCAACAAAGCCUCCACCUCACAAGACCAAGAGAUGGCAAGAGUUCCAGAGAUGAUAAAAAGUGAAGUAAUGGAGACAACCAAAGAGUUCCCACUAGAGUACAAGCAAGUAGUCAGCCACACUGAUCUAUCCACACUAACCAUAGCACCAUUGUUGUUCAGAGUUCCAUGGGACAUUGUCUUCGGGCCGAGCCACCGUGACUGUGUCACGGUCACCGGCGAUGCCUUCCAUCCAAUGACACCGGACAUCGCGCAAGGUGGCUGUUGUGCACUAGAGGAUGCAGUUGUUCUUGCUAGAAAUAUCGCAAACACGCGACACAAUGUGAGUCAUGGCAUCGAGAUGUAUGUGAAGGAACGGCGGUGGCGCGCGGCGAGGUUGGUUGCUGGUUCGUAUAUUGCCGGCAUGCUUGGACAUUGCAAAGCUAGUGGAAUGCUUGGUUCGGUGUUGGAGAGUUUCAGGAACUCUGUGUUCAAUUGGAUUUUGCAUUCCAAGUAUGGUAGCCUCAACUAUGACUGUGGGGCCUUGCCUGUUGCUGCUAAUAGCAACCUUGAAGCAAAGUUCUAGUCUGAACCUAGUUAAUUAGGAAAUACAUGAUUAAUAACUGUUCUAAGAAUAAGGUUUAAAACCAUGGUGUUAAUUU
Molecule: messenger RNA, 1354 nt
Organism: Dioscorea cayenensis subsp. rotundata (Guinea yam)
Lineage: Eukaryota; Viridiplantae; Streptophyta; Magnoliopsida; Dioscoreales; Dioscoreaceae
Product: monooxygenase 3-like
Exons: 5
Coding region: 1-1278 (425 amino acids)
Molecular function (GO): FAD binding
Source: RefSeq, a predicted model, not a curated record